AAAGAAAAGAAAAAGAAAAAAACCUAAUGAGGGGAAAUAAGAAAGAGAGCAAAAAUCAGUGUAUUUGGGAAGUCCUGAACAUGACAAGCAAAAGCCUACAUUGCCACACUCCUUAAACGCUCGCCUCCAGCUUCAAACAAUCGCCACCCUUCUUCUUCUUCUUCUUCUUCAACCUCUUCUCUUCCUUCUUUGAAUCCCCAAAUUCCCCAUGGAAGACGAUGAUGAGUUUGGAGAUCUUUACACCGACGUUCUCAGACCCUUUGCUUCUUCCUCUUCUUCGUCUGUUCCUCAACCUCAACUUUCUUCUUCCGCCCCUCCGCCUCUUCAACGUCCGAUCGAUCUCAAUCGCCAUCACGACGACGAGAAUCCCCCCUUUGGAGCUUCUUACUCAAACUCUCGUGUUCCUUUGCAGUUUCCCAAAGAAACCCCACCUCUCCAGCCGCCUCGGGAGUCUACACCCGUCGCUGGUUCUUUUGGGUUCGUUUUAAAUUUGGCCGCUAGGAAUGAUGGAGAUGGUUCUCGGGUUAAGGGUAGUGAGGAUUUUGCGUCUGUUGAUGUUGAAUUGCCAAAUAGGGGUUUGGAGGAUCGGAAUUUUGGUGUUGAAUCUGGAAUUGUUGGUGGUUUGGAGAAAGAUGUUAAUUUGAUGGAUAAGGAUGUGAAAUUCGAUAUUGAAGAGGGGAAUGCUGGGGUUGAGGAUGAUGUGGGUGGUGAGCCGAUUAUUCCUGGCUUGUCUCCCAGCGGUGGUAUAUCGAUCCAUGGGACAAGCGGGAAUUUGGAAAACCCGGAAGGUUUUAGAAUGAAUGAUGCUUCAAGAGACCGGGGUGAUGGCGGUGACGACUGGGAUAGUGACAGUGAGGACGAUUUGCAAAUUCUUUUGAAUGACAGUGAUCGUGGGCCUAUGGCAAUGGAGAGAGGUGGAUUGGUAGGUGACGAUGAAGACGAACCUCCGCUGGUUAUUUUGGGGGAUAAUGAUCAGAAUCAGGUUAUGGAAGAGCAAGAGUGGGGGGAUGACACAGUGCCAACAGCGGACGGCGAGAGAAAGGAGACGGGUGAGGCCGCAAAAUCUAGUGCCGGGAUGGUUGUGGCACCAAAACUUGGAUAUAGCAAUUAUGGUUAUCGUCCUUUUCAUUCUCAAUAUAAGUAUGUGAGACCUGGUGCAGCACCUUUUCCUGGUACUUCUGCUUCUGGCCCUGGAGGAACUCCAACUCAAGUUCGUCCGCUUGUCAACAUGGGCCCUGUUGGUGGUCGUGGUAGAGGUGAUUGGCGUCCGACAGGACCAAAAGAUCCAGCUUCAGUGCAGAAAGGUUUUCAUUCGGGUUUUGGAAUGCCUGGAUGGAGCAAUAAUAUGGGAGGGCGUAGUUUUGGUGGCCUUGAGUUCACUCUGCCUUCACACAAGACAAUUUUUGAAGUUGACAUUGAUAGUUUUGAGGAAAAACCAUGGAAAUCUACUGGAGUGGACGUAUCUGACUUUUUCAACUUUGGUCUCAAUGAGGAUAGCUGGAAAGAAUACUGCAAACAGCUGGAACAACUACGCCUGGAGGCUACUAUGCAAAGCAAAAUUCGUGUAUAUGAGAGUGGACGGACAGAACAGGGCUAUGAUCCUGAUUUGCCUCCAGAGCUAGCAGCUGCUGCAGGUAUUCAUGAUAUUCCCAAUGAACACACUCUUGGGAAGUCCGAUGGUUUACAAAAUGAUGUAGGAAAAGGAGUACCUCGUGUGCGGCCACCUCUGCCUGCUGGCAGAGCAAUACAGGUGGAAGGUGGUUAUGGUGAGCGUCUACCCUCAAUUGAUACUAGACCUCCCAGAAUUCGAGACUCUGAUGCUAUAAUUGAGAUUGUUUUGCAGGACUCUUUGGAUGAUAAUUCAUCCACAGGAAAUUGCACCCCGAACGAACCAAAUGAUGAUCCGUCAGGAAAGGAUUUCAAAGAAAUCCAUGAAGCUGAGGAUGAUGACGCACAAAUUGAGAGUGAUACUGAAUAUCCUGACGAUUUUUCAGAAACUCAUAAUAGUGAACUGACGGAAAAGGUUGGAAGAAGAAAAACAUCAAUGAAUUCUCCUUCUGACAACACACGUGAAGAUGUGAAUUUGGCUUUCACUUCAGAAGGGCCAGGACACCAUCCCACUUCUAGAGGCAAUACCCCUGCUUACUCCGCCCAGAAUUUGGGUAUUGUUGAAGAAAGGCGGUCACAAGGUAGAACAUAUAAUAAGUCCCCUCACUCCCCAAGACAGAACUUACAAGAUAGAAAAUCUCCCGACAGUCAAGAGGAAGGAUCUGUUGAAAGUAUGGAUGACAAACGCAGUCCACAAGUGUCAUCUCCGGCAAUAGUCGAGGCUACCCAGGAGUAUAGUGCCGAAGACAAGGAUGCUGAACAUGAUGAGGAUGCUGAACAUGAUGAGCUAAUUGAGGCUGACAAGAAUACUGAAAUAGAUCGAGAGAAUGUGAAUUUCAUUUCAACCAGCAACACUAGAAAAAUUGAGAGUGAUGAUGAAGAAAUGGAAAAUAAUGAGAAGUUGAGUCCCAUAGUUGAAGCACUUAUGCUUAAAGAAGACGGUGAUGAGGACUCAAAGGCUGCAAGUAGUGAAAAUAGAAAAACAAGAUCAGGGAGCAGCAGGGAUUAUCCGAAGUGGCAGGAUGGGGUUGAGGAGGAAGUAUUUCAAAAUAGACGCUCAUCAAGCAUGGGGAGUGUCAAGAAGUACAUGGAUGAAAAUGAACAGAAUUUUAGAAGAAAAGAUAGCGAUGACAAACAGGAUGAAAGGAAUCGAAUGGAUGUCAAGGGAAGGAAGGAUGCUUAUGCAUACAGAGAUUGGGAUCCUAGCUUAGCUCAUCAGCAUCCCUUGAAAACUGAUGGUUUUGAUAGGCGAAAGGAGAGGAGCAAUGCUGAAGCUACUUGGCAACGAAGAGAUGAUGAUCCUUAUUACAGGAAAACAAGAACUGAAGAAACAAGAAAGAGGGAAUAUGAUGAUGAAACAGGAUCUAGGCACAGGAGCAAAAUUCGUGAAAUUGAGAGAAGCGAUAAAGAUGAACGUCAUCUAACUAAAAAGUUAGAUAAUGGAAGCUACAGGGCUCAUUAUGAUAAAGGUGCUAGCUCAAGGCAUAGGGAGAGAGAUGACAGUUUGAAGAGUAGAUAUGAAAAUGCGGAUAGCUAUUAUAACAAGAAAAGGAAAGAUGAAGAACAUCUAAGGCGAGAACAUGUAGAGAAAGAGGAAAUCUUGCAUGGUAAGAGAGAGGGUAAAAGCCACCGUAAGCGAGAAAGAGAUGAAGUCUUUGAACCACAAAAGAGAGAUGAGCUACUGAGAGUCAGAGAUAACAUUGGUGAUCACCAUAUUGUAGGGCACAAAGAGGAGUGGUUGCAAAGAGAAAGGAGUGAUAGGCCGAGGGAUAAGGAGGAUUGGCAUAGACCGAAACAAUCUCGGGAAGAAAAUCUGUCAAAGCGGGAUAGAGAUGAAGGAAGGAGUUCUAUUAGGAGUGGGCAUGGAGCAGAAGAGAAAGCAUGGGGGAGCCAUGUCAGGGUGAAGGAUGAAAACAAAGUUUCUGAAAAGGAGUACCCAGGGAAAGAUGUGCGUCACAGUGAACAAAAUAAGAGGAGGGAUAGAAUGGAGGAGGAAAGUUCUCGUCGAGGGCGUGAGGAUUCUUAUUCACGGCGAAAUCCACCUAGUACUGAGGACAGAAGAUCUAGGCUGGAAAAAUCUAGUAGUGAAAGACAUGCUGCUAAUGCUUUUGAUAAUCAGAGAAUACAUGAUAAGAGGCACAAAGAUAGCAAGAUGAAGAACAGGGAAGUAGAUGGCAGCGACCACAAUGCUUUAGGUCCUUCCAAGAAAAGCCAAGAAAACCAAAACAGUUACAGGAGUCAGAUGGUCUUGAAAGGCUCUGAUGAUCAUGGGGAUCCUGAGCAUUCAGUUCACCACCAUGGGUCCAGAAAACAUACCGACGAUGCUUCCACAGACGAUGAGCAGCGAGAUUCUAGGCGAGGUCGCUCGAAAUUAGAACGUUGGACAAGUCACAAAGAGAGAGAUUUCAAUAUCAACAGCAAGUCAGCAUCAUUGCCUAAAGAAAUUGAGAAUAACAAUGGCGGAUCUUCAGAAGCCAACAAAAAUCCAGAUGACUCCAUGAAGGCAACAGAGACUGUUGACAAUCACCAUUUGGCUGAAAAGAAAGAAAGUGGUGAUAUAGAGCCGAAGGGUGGUGUUUCUGAUACCAAAGUAUUGGAGGAUAGACAUAUGGACACAGUCGAAAAGUUGAAGAAGAGAAGUGAGCGUUUCAAGCUUCCUAUGCCAAGUGAGAAAGAGGCUUUGGUGAUAAAAAAGAUGGAGAGUGAACCACUGCCGUCUUCUAAAAGCGAGGCUCCUGCAGAUUCAGAGAUUAAACCAGAACGACCUGCUCGGAAACGAAGGUGGAUUAGUAGUUCAUAAUUGAAAAACAAAAAACCCCUAUUUGGUUGUAAUCUGUGGCGUUUCUUUCUUUCAAGGGAAGCUCCAUGACAAAGAGGCGUUGUCCAUUUCACCCAGCACCGCACUCUACUCAGAUCUAUUGAGAAUGCAAUGCCUUCUAACUGGAGUAGCUUCUGCAUGAGGGUGGCACCAAUGAGAAGGCCUCUUCUCUCUCUCUCUCCCUUUUAGUGAAAUAUAUAUUAUUUUGUAACCAUAUUAUCAUCGUGGGGAUCAACUUUUUUAUAGUAUUUGUAUAUACUACUAGCAAGAGAUGUAACAUUGAAUUGAUUACUGAAAGCGGCUUAGAAUGCAUUUAGACACACUGUAUGAUUGUUGCCUACAAAUUUGUCGGAAAUCAUUCGACUGAGGAACAUCGACAUGUUUGUUUUAGGACAUCUUAGUCUUAGAAAUGUGCUAUACUCAGUUUGCUACUAACAUUACGAUGGCGAUGAGAUAUAUUUUAGAAAAAAUGUAUCCUUCUCCCCUUCGCCCCUCACAAUGUUUGCUCAUUCUCAAAGUUAACCACUUUGACAUAAAUGAAUGAGAUAAAUCCCAUUUUAUAUUCCA
This is a messenger RNA of Cucumis sativus (cucumber), 4993 nucleotides long. Its product is annotated as FIP1[V]-like protein. The record is from RefSeq and is a predicted model, not a curated record. The transcript has 9 exons. NCBI's taxonomy places the organism in Eukaryota, Viridiplantae, Streptophyta, Magnoliopsida, Cucurbitales, Cucurbitaceae. The coding region runs from base 209 to 4408 and encodes 1399 amino acids. Gene Ontology annotation, biological process: mRNA processing.